AUGGUCUAUUCAACAGCUGAGUUAUCACCAAAGAUCAGAAACAUUGGGUCUGAAUCGCCAGUCCCACUGACUCGCCUUGAGAAGCUCUUAUCCGAAGAUGACUUCGAGUUUGUUUUGCCCGAGGAUUUAGUCCAGCAGCCUGAUAUAACGGUAGACUACACGUUUGGGAACGGGAUUCUAGGUCAACAGGAUCAUGGCUUCAAACCACAGUCACAAAUCAGAAGGGUGUUGAACACCAUGCACGAAGAGAUACGGCCGGCUGCGCAAUCCCACCCACAUGUGGCGGAGCUUGAACUGAAGGCCUACGGGCGAGAAUGGAUAGUUAAAGCCCUCAAACAAGGCUUUAUCUCAGUCCCAUGGCUCAUGUUCAUUGAUGGUUUUGGUUUGUAUCGCAAUAUGUACCGAUCAAUGACUGGGGGCAUGUCCCUUAAUAUCAAUGGCGAUGAGCUGGUUAUGGCUUUUACGCUAGGAUAUAUUGGGGACAUGCCCCAGCAGAAUGAUAAUGCCGGGAUACUAUGCCAGAACGCAGCCGAGGGCUGCAGAAGCUGCUUGGCCUCGAAAGAGGAGCAUGGAGACAUCCACUUUGACUACAUGAGGCUUGGCCGAUACCACCAUCACCAAGUCCAGCUCCGGGAGCAUGGAAGCACACUUCCUCCUGCAAAAAAGAAGGCGUGGUACCAGCAAUGGGGGAUGCGUGAAAACCGAGCCUGCGUUGUUCAAAAUAUCACCAGCGCUUGA
Molecule: messenger RNA, 738 nt
Organism: Pseudogymnoascus destructans
Lineage: Eukaryota; Fungi; Ascomycota; Leotiomycetes; Thelebolales; Thelebolaceae
Exons: 2
Coding region: 1-738 (245 amino acids)
Source: RefSeq, a predicted model, not a curated record